UCUUCUUCCGUCGACCUCUCUGCCUCUCUCUCCUCCGCCCGCCCUCCGACUAGGAUCGCCCGCGGCGAAUCCGGCGCCCAUGGCCUGGCGGCUCGCCCUCUCCAAGGCUGGGAGACGGUCGUCCAACGUGAUCUACAACGAGCUAGCAUCUACAGCUCCUUUCAGAACUCCUGCCAAUGGCACAGGUAGUUUUCUUCUUAAGAAGUUGCAGGAGAGGUACCGAUCCAGCUAUACCGGUAGUUUCUCCCGCAUGUUCAGGGACUUUGACACGCCGAGCGAUGCUUCUCUCCUUAAAGAGAUUUACAGAAGUAACCCAGAAAGAGUCGUACAGAUCUUCGAGAGCCAGCCCUCAUUGCAUAACAACUCUGCAGCUCUCUCUCAGUACGUCAAGGCGCUUGUCACACUCGACAGGCUGGAUGAGAGCCCGCUGCUCAAGACAUUGCAAAGAGGAAUUGCUAAUUCAGCAAGUGGGGAAGAAAACCGUAGUGGUAUUGCAGCAUUUCAGAGUGUUGGCCGUAUGACAAAAGAUGGUGCUCUUGGUACCGCUGGUGCACCGAUUCACAUGGUUGCAUCAGAAACAGGCCAAUUCAAGGAGCAGCUUUGGCGUACCUUCCGCAGCAUUGCACUUACUUUCCUUGUAAUCUCUGGCAUCGGGGCUCUGAUUGAAGAUAGAGGAAUUACUAAAGGCCUUGGAUUAAAUGAAGAGGUUCAGCCGAGCUUGGAUUCGAACACAAAAUUCAGUGAUGUCAAGGGGGUUGAUGAAGCUAAAGCCGAACUUGAGGAAAUAGUUCACUACCUACGAGAUCCCAAGCGUUUCACACGCCUUGGUGGCAAGCUUCCAAAAGGUGUUUUACUUGUCGGCCCACCUGGCACAGGGAAAACCAUGUUGGCAAGGGCCAUCGCUGGGGAAGCUGGUGUUCCAUUCUUCUCCUGCAGCGGCAGUGAGUUUGAGGAGAUGUUUGUGGGUGUGGGGGCAAGAAGAGUGAGGGAUCUAUUCAGUGCGGCAAAGAAGCGGUCUCCUUGCAUAAUUUUCAUGGACGAAAUCGAUGCGAUUGGUGGGAGCAGAAACCCAAAAGAUCAACAGUAUAUGAAAAUGACUUUGAACCAGUUGCUUGUUGAGCUGGAUGGGUUCAAGCAGAAUGAUGGGAUCAUCGUGAUCGCAGCAACAAACUUCCCUCAGUCGCUGGAUAAAGCCCUUGUUAGGCCUGGGCGUUUUGACCGUCACAUCGUGGUUCCUAAUCCUGAUGUGGAGGGCCGUCGGCAGAUCCUUGAGACUCACAUGUCAAAGGUCUUGAAAGCCGAAGAUGUGGAUCUGAUGACCAUUGCCAGGGGAACGCCUGGAUUCUCAGGCGCAGACCUUGCAAACCUGGUUAACGUGGCGGCUCUCAAGGCUGCCAUGGAUGGGGCCAAAUCCGUGUCGAUGCAUGACCUUGAGUUUGCCAAGGACAGGAUCAUGAUGGGCAGCGAGCGCAAGUCAGCAGUGAUAUCCGAUGAGGUGAGGAAGCUGACUGCGUAUCACGAGGGAGGGCACGCCCUUGUCGCGAUGCGCACCGACGGUGCUCACCCAGUCCACAAGGCCACCAUCGUCCCAAGGGGGAUGGCCCUGGGCAUGGUCACGCAGCUGCCAGACAAAGACCAGACCAGCGUGUCGCGGAAGCAGAUGCUGGCGCGGCUGGACGUCUGCAUGGGCGGGCGCGUGGCCGAGGAGCUCAUAUUCGGGGAAAAUGCGGUCACCUCCGGUCCCAGGUCUGACCUGAGCCAGGCGACCCAGCUGGCCAAGGCCAUGGUCACCAAGUACGGCAUGAGCAAGCGCCUCGGCCUCGUCUCCUAUAACUAUGACGACGACGGUAAGGCCAUGAGCACGGAGACAAGGUCCCUGGUCGAGCAGGAGGUGAAGGAGCUGCUGGAGACGGCCUACAACAAUGCCAAGAGGAUCCUCACGACCCACGACAAGGAGCUCCACGCGCUCGCCAACGCCCUCAUCGAGCGCGAGACCCUCACUGGCGCCCAGAUCAAGGCUCUGCUGUCGCAGGUGAACAGUAGCGAUACUCCUCAGCAUCAGGCUGCUGAAGCUCCACAGAAAACACCAGCCACACCAGCCUCGCCCCAGAAGCCAGCUGCAGCAGCAGCCGCCGCGGCCGCAGCUGCAGCGGCAGCGCAAGCUAAGGGAGUUGCGGGCAUCGGUUCUUAGCUACACCGGGCCGUGGAUCUGCAAAGAGCCAUCAGCAUGCCUUUUUUUAUGGACAGCAAACAAUGCAAGUGCUUAGCUACUGUGAACAGAUAGCUUGUGGAGUAUUUUAGCUAGCUACAUUUUACAUGAUCCUGACUGUUGGUAGAGGGAGCCUGAAGAAGAUCCAUUCAUGGCAGCAGGAUAUCUAUCCCUGAUCUGUGUUUGUAAUCGGUAUUAAUUAGUCCUCUUAUUCGAUCUAGCGAUUGAAGUUCCACAGGUUAAUUUAGAUGGCCGUUGUCGCUAUGGUUACAAUGAUGCCAUCUUUACCAGAAUUUGCCAUUGUAAAUCGUGGUUCAGAUCAACUGGUACUCUAGCUUGAUUUCUUGUUUUGCCAGCCCGUGGCGAUCCGUGAUA
Messenger RNA from Lolium rigidum, 2584 nucleotides. Its product is annotated as ATP-dependent zinc metalloprotease FTSH 5, mitochondrial-like. Lineage: Eukaryota; Viridiplantae; Streptophyta; Magnoliopsida; Poales; Poaceae. The transcript is spliced from 7 exons. Gene Ontology annotation, molecular function: metalloendopeptidase activity; ATP-dependent peptidase activity; ATP binding. Gene Ontology annotation, biological process: proteolysis. Gene Ontology annotation, cellular component: chloroplast thylakoid; membrane. The coding region runs from base 80 to 2191 and encodes 703 amino acids. The record is from RefSeq and is a predicted model, not a curated record.